AUGGUCGCGGGUGGUGUAGAGGAGGGUGGCGAGGGAAAUGAGGGUGGCGAGGGAGAAGAGGGCGAGAAGCCAGAAGCGGGUGGUGGGACUGCCUUGCUUUUGGAUGUAAGGGUGCAGGAGGAUGAGCUUGGUGCCGUUAGUCACGAGAUUACCCCAAUGAAAAGGAACCCAAAAGAUCAGAUCAGUCAAACAACGGGCAAGAAAAGCAAUCAUCACGUAGGAGAAACUCGUGAGACCAUAAUAGCAAGAGUUUACAGAUGCUAUCGACCCUGCCAACCAGGGAUUGAUGAAAUAAUCGAAUUUGAACUGCUCUCUAGCCUGCACAAUGAUAAAUUGACGACCACCGUCAUAUUUAGCUGGCUAGAUUUUCUUUUCAGCAAUGAGACUAAACUCGAGAGAGAGAGAGAGAGAAACCUCGAGAUUUCGUCAACAGCCUUCACGACUUCUGAAGAACUUGUCUCGAGCACUUGGCCGCCCAAUAUGAUCUCAUCUAGAAUUGUAUGCACCUGA
Messenger RNA from Striga asiatica, 510 nucleotides. Lineage: Eukaryota; Viridiplantae; Streptophyta; Magnoliopsida; Lamiales; Orobanchaceae. The record is from the annotation of a GenBank genome assembly.